This is a messenger RNA of Ceratitis capitata (Mediterranean fruit fly), 576 nucleotides long. RefSeq names its product U6 snRNA-associated Sm-like protein LSm2. The coding region runs from base 98 to 385 and encodes 95 amino acids. The transcript is spliced from 3 exons. Gene Ontology annotation, molecular function: RNA binding. NCBI's taxonomy places the organism in Eukaryota, Metazoa, Arthropoda, Insecta, Diptera, Tephritidae. The record is from RefSeq and is a predicted model, not a curated record. Gene Ontology annotation, cellular component: Lsm1-7-Pat1 complex; catalytic step 2 spliceosome; precatalytic spliceosome. Gene Ontology annotation, biological process: mRNA splicing, via spliceosome.
UGCACGUUCUCCGUCUGGCCGCGCAGUCAGCUGUUUCAUUGCGCUAAGCGUCCAAAUAAUUGAAGUUCUACUGGAAUCGGCCAAACACAUUUACAAUAUGCUCUUCUACUCAUUCUUCAAAUCACUUGUCGGCAAAGACGUUGUGGUGGAAUUAAAGAACGAUCUGAGUAUUUGUGGCACAUUGCAUUCGGUGGAUCAGUAUCUGAAUAUCAAACUUACAGAUAUUAAUGUUACGGACCCCGAUAAGUAUCCACAUAUGUUAUCUGUGAAAAAUUGCUUCAUUCGCGGUUCCGUUGUGCGGUACGUCCAACUGCCAGGUGAUGAGGUAGAUACACAAUUGCUACAGGAUGCCGCACGGAAAGAAGCCGUUGUGAGCACGAGAUAAAAAAACGUGUUUAUUGUAGUUUAUACUUGGGUACAUCCUCAUAUAUUAUCAAGUCAGUAAUAUUAUAUUUAUAGUUUGACAUUUUAGAAAUGCUCGAUAGCGGUUUGCUAGUGCUUUUGUGAAUGGUAAAAUUGAAAAUAACACCGAAUAUAAAAACUUGAAGAAAAAGUGAAAUGAAUGAAAUCAUAAAA